UGACGGUCAACGAUGUUCGCGGCUGGCUGUGGACAUCCGCUCGUAGCCGACUUGUCGAAAUGGUUAAGAAUGUGAGCCAGUGUGAACUAACUGCAAUCACCUAACCGUUGCCGCUAGUGACGAACGCGCGCACCUAGGAUCGCGACGCAGGAGUUCGCGCGCGAUUUGCAUAUUCAAAAUUCGAACACUGCGAAUAUAACGUUACGAACUGAUGUUUAUUUAAAAAUAUAAAAAAAGAACGUUUAUUUUUUUUUGUUUUAAUAAGAUUUAUUUGAUUAGACUGACUUUGUAAUAGGUUAAGAAAACGCAAGGGCCACUGCAAAUGAAGCCUAAGUGAAGUGUGAUGAUAAUAGGUUGUGAAUAAAUUUAAAUUAAAAGAUACGCGUGACGUAGUCAUGGCUGUGGAUAGCAAAAAUGCGGACAAUAACAAAACUGCUGAUAAAACUCUUAAUGUUAAUGGUGGUGACUUAAAUGGAACUAAUGUAAUUAAAAAUCGUUUUAGUAAAACUAAAGAAUUCGAUAAUAUGACAAACAUAAAGUUGGAUAAAGAGCAUGAAAGUAACAAAAAUGAAAAAGUUGAAGAAGAAAGUUGGGAAGGACUAAGUCAUUUUCAAAAGUUAAGACGUAUGAUCUCUCUUAUUACUGUGGAACCUAUUCUGGCUUGUUAUGUGAUGCCCUCAGUUUUGUCUGUGCUUGCAACACAAAAUCUUUAUUUAGAAAAAGCCUGUAGAGUAAACCUCCAAUUUGAUCACCAUAUUUGUGAUGCUUUGACUCGAAGAGAAACAGCUAAUUUUACUGCAGAAGAAGAAGCUGUACAAACGUUAGUCGCAUCAGUAACUGGUUGGAAGACUGUACUGCAGUCAUUCUUGCCAUGUGGAAUCCUAAUAUUUCUUGGGGCAUACAGUGACAGAGUGGGACAGAGAAAGAUAUGUAUGCUUUUACCUAUCAUUGGCGAAUUCCUGACGAGUAUAGGCUUGAUUGUGAAUACUUAUUUUUUCUACGAACUACCUGUGGAAGUGGCGGCUGUGACUGAAGCUAUAUUUCCUGCAUUAACUGGUGGCUGGUUUACCAUGUUUAUGGGAGUGUUUAGUUACAUAGCAGAUAUAACUACGGAGGAACAAAGGACGUUGAGGAUAGGCAUUGUGAAUCUGUUUCACUCUGUAGGUGUGCCAGUAGGAGCAGCUCUUAGUGGAAUAUUGGUGCGAAAAAUUGGCUUAUAUGGUGUGUUCUCUGUUAGUGCGACGUUAUACGUUUUGAGUUUCAUCUACUGCUUCGUGCGCAUCAAAGAAGUGAAGAAGUCCGACACGUCUGUGAAAUCAGCGGCCAAUCUGUGCGAAUGGCUGCGGAAUUUCUUCGACACUCGUUACGUGAAGGAGACGGUGAUGGUGACCUUCAAGCAAGGACCGAACAACCGGAGACUGAGGGUCACCAUGCUGGUGGUCGUGAUGUGCGUUAUCAUUGGACCUAUCUAUGGUGAGAUGUCAGUAAUGUAUCUGUUCACGAGAUACAGGUUCAAUUGGAACGAGGUGGACUUCAGCAUGUUCUCUACUUACUCCAUGUGUACUUCAUUAGUAGGUACUUUAUUUUCGGUCGGUGUAUUUAGUCAUUUACUGAAAUUUGAUGAUGCCAUCAUUGGUGUCAUUUCGUGUACGAGUAAGAUUCUGGCUGGCGUUAUGUACGCCUUUGCUACAAAGACUUGGCAUAUUUAUAUAGCUCCAUUGAUAGAAGUAUUUAACGGAACGUCAUUUAUUGCAAUGAGGUCAAUGGUCUCCAAAUUAGUGGACAGAGAUGAAUUGGGCAAAGUAAAUUCCUUCUACGGUGUAGCUGAAGCAAUGAUGCCCUUAAUCUACGCUCCUAUGUAUACCACCGUGUAUACGAGUACCAUCAAGACCUUCCCUGGAGCAUUCUUCCUUCUUGGUGGAGCACUUACUAUGCCAGCUGUUCUUAUAUUUUUGUGGUUGUACCUGGCCAACAAGAAACACAUUCAAGCCAACCUUGACAAUGAAGCUAAACUAAGAGCUGAUGCAGAGAAGGUUGGUAUAGAAAACAAAGCCUACGAGACUGAUGAAACGGAGAAAAAAGACAAUGUCAACACAACAGAAGAAAAAGAAGAAACAGUUCUACAAUCACAAAUAGAAAUGGGAUUUAUUGAAAGUAUUGUAAACAAUAGCAAAGUACAACACUAAGAUAAGACAGAUGCUGUUACGGAUAAAAUAAAUAAAAUUAUGAAUUUAAUGAAACUUAAUAGAAAUUAUCAAGUGGGAGAUUAUUUUGUGGAAGAGGCAAUAGCAGAUUAGUUUUAAGAAUGAAUGUAUUCCAAUGCACAAGAUAGAUUUGUGAAAUACCCGUACUUUCUAUUUAUAGAGGUUCAUAUACUUAGACUUCCUAGAACUAUUCAUUAAAUUCAUUACACGUAAAUAAUGUUGUUUAUUAAAAAACUAAUUUUAUAGUAACUGUGAUGAUUAACAUAAAGAAAAAUGUGGAAUUUUCUUAUGUCGGACCUUUUUUUAUGACGGGAGGAAAGCUUCAAAAGGCGCCUUGCUUUUUGGGGAUAAAAGAAGACUAGAGAGUGUGGGAUUUUUACCUCACUAAAAGCACCCCGGUGGCCAUCCUCUGCACCUGUAAGGGACAAAUAGACCUGUUUCGGAGUCUUAGUGUCAGACCUAGUGCUAAAUGAUUGCAUUACUAGAUAGCUAUUGUUCGUUUCUAGCGCUCUUAUACAUAUUAGUACAAAUGACUAAAUUCUGAAUAUAUUUUAUUAAACAUAUUUCAAUGUUCCUUCAUAAAUGUAACGACUAUUUGUUUAGACGCUGAAUCAGUUUCUUCAUCACUUAAUAGGACUUCUUCCGCAAUAAUUUUACGAUGACGUUUAAAGAUUACUGACGAGAAUUUUAAUUAAGUGAAGCCAUCUUACUCUUGUCGUUUCUAUUCUCUUGGUACCUAUUGAAUACGAGAAAAAAGAUAAGAGUUCAUAUAGAAAAUUGGAAUAUUUCGAUAGAAUAAUGAAAAAAAUAUAGUGAUGUGUUUGUGAUAUUGAUAAAAAAAUUAAAUAAAAGGCUGGUCCCAAAUUUAUCCUCCUAAUCUAAAAUGUUGAAUGAUGAAUUAAUCAAUGUUUUUUUUUUCUAAAUGAAAAUAUUAAUUGUGAUCUUUAAUUUUUAUAAUGACUUUAGACAAGAGCCAUAUUUGACACUUCAGUUUCCUUCUCAUUUUUUAAAAGAACCAGAUAAUUUAACUGACAUACAUUUAAAAGAUGACGAAUAUAAAAUUGUUGACAGUUCAUAUUUAAUUUAGAUCUAUUUUAAAUCAGAUUUUAUGUUGGAUAAAUUGGAAGUUUUGUAAUGUAUGGUACAAAUAAUUUAAAGUCCCUUUUAUAAGUAAAAUAAUUAGUUACUUUUAACGGCAGGAAAUUGCUUUGCGAAAUUGAUCAGGCUACUACACUAUACAUUGAUCACUCAUACUUACAGCAGUGAUGUUAUUGGAGAUCUAAUUUCGUUCUAAUUCGAAGUGACCUAAAGAUUAAAAUUAAAAACAGUUUGUUUUGUUGUAUUUCUGAAAUGAUAUAAAUAAAUAUGUCCCGUAACUUACCAAAAAGACGAAAGGUGUUUUAUAUGUUUUUUAAUUUUCAUGUUUUCUUUCUUUUUGUCUUAUUUCACUUUGAAAAUAAAUUUAUCGUGAGGCUGGCAGUUAUUUUCCAAGUAGGUACCUUUGUAAGAUGAAAAUUAUGUAUUGUUUGUAGAAAGAAAAACUCGCAAGACGAAAGUUUUGCAAACCCAAUGAAGUGAUAUAUUUUAGUGUAGGUAUUUAGUUAUAAGUUAAUUGUACGUAGUUGUUAUCGUUAUUAAUAUUGUGUGAGUACUUAUUCAAUGAAAAAUAAAUAAAUAUUUUUAAAUUUUAA
Molecule: messenger RNA, 3895 nt
Organism: Spodoptera frugiperda (fall armyworm)
Lineage: Eukaryota; Metazoa; Arthropoda; Insecta; Lepidoptera; Noctuidae
Product: solute carrier family 46 member 3
Exons: 8
Coding region: 396-2186 (596 amino acids)
Biological process (GO): transmembrane transport
Cellular component (GO): membrane
Molecular function (GO): transmembrane transporter activity
Source: RefSeq, a predicted model, not a curated record